Papilio machaon (common yellow swallowtail) is the source of this 1269-nucleotide messenger RNA. Its product is annotated as transcription factor Adf-1. The transcript is spliced from 2 exons. Bases 122 to 832 code for a protein of 236 amino acids. NCBI's taxonomy places the organism in Eukaryota, Metazoa, Arthropoda, Insecta, Lepidoptera, Papilionidae. The record is from RefSeq and is a predicted model, not a curated record. Gene Ontology annotation, cellular component: transcription regulator complex; nucleus. Gene Ontology annotation, biological process: regulation of transcription by RNA polymerase II.
CCGCUUUCGUAUAUCAUUGUGAACGCGGCGUAACAACGCGGCCAUUUCGACUCAGUUCCGUUAGUAGCGUUUCGCAUCGCAAGCCGUCACCGCGUGUUCCGGUGUUAUCGAUUUUCGUGUCAUGGAACUCGAGACGAUUAAAAAGUUCAUAAAUUUAAUACGAAGUUAUCCAGAAAUAUAUGCAGUUGGACAAUCAGAUUAUAAAAACAUGUACAAAAAGGAAAUUGCGUGGAAGAAAAUUAAAGAAAAGAUAGGGAUGGACGCUAAAAAGUUGAAGAUAAAAUGGAGAAAUCUAAGAGAUACUUAUAUAAAACACAAAAAUUGCCGUCGAUCAGGCAUUAAAGGACCAAAUACUUUAUACAACUGGGUGUGGGCGAAUGAAAUGGCAUUCGUAGAACCGUACAUUAAAUUAAGACCAAAAAAUAUUGCACAAAAUAAUUCUAUUAAUUGUACCGAUUCCGAUGUAAAUGUUAUUUCAGACGAAGAAAAUGAACAGAAAGAGACUCAAAAUGUCGAAAGUUCUGAACCAGAAACGGAAGAGAUCGAUAGAGGUCCAGUAAAACGGCGACGACAUGAAAGCGACGAAGAUACUGACGACAUCGUGUCAAAUAUAAACACAGAUAGAAACACACAAGAAACCGUUGUGAAUGUCCCAUGUGACAGAACAGAUAUGGAGUUUCUGGGCUAUGCCAAUACAGUGAAGAAACUGUCUCUGCGCAGCCAAGCACUUAUAAAAUUUCAAAUAACAAAGAUUCUAACACGAUAUCAAAUCCAAGAAUUGAGUAGUAAAAAAUACACGUUAAGUAAUGCUUCAUGUAAUGAAGACGGGUAAAAUAUGAAAAAUACAACUAAAGCAUAUAUUCUAUAUAGAAACUACGUCUAAAACUUCCCAAAGGGACGACGUCGUGUGUUUAGAUUAAGAUCCUUGUAAGUACAUAAUGCCAUCCACAUCGCCGAGAACGAGAAUGGAGAACCACCCUUCGUGAGAGGGACAAGAGGAGAGGUCGCGACCCUCAGGAGUGAGUGAAUGAUGCGCAAAGAGAAGUACCCAAAGAAACGUAAAUCUUCGAAACUACUAUUGUAUAUAUACGUCAACGUUGUAUCAUCGAUGCGGUUAACAGGAAUUUACAAAAUUUCAACUGUAUUUGCUCCGCCAUUUUGAAAAUCGCACCCACUUUUCUCACGAAGAUCUUAACAAACAUGUGGCGAGCGACAGGCUUUGGCGAUGAAAGAACAAAAUGUUGGCGACGCGUACCGUGUAUGCCUUUA